AUGUCUUCUACCUUUUCAGCACCGUCGACUGUCACACAAACUGUUUUUCAAGCAGUGACAACUCCUUUCGUACAAGCAAGCAGCUGCUUGUCUAUAUAUGACCUGAUCACCCUACCUAUACUCAGGUCAGCGGGUGGUGGUUCCUCCACGAUCUCCUCUGUCGCAUUCUUGAUAUCGGAUGCUGCCAAUCCUCAAUUUUCCGCUUGCCAGCCCAACGGCUGGAAUGACGGUGAUGCCGCGAGCCAAUUCCACUUCAGUCCAGCCGUAUGUCCCAGCGACUGGACAUACUAUGAAAUGAGACGCCCAUCCUCUAAAGCCGGGAAAGAAAACAUCGAUCCCUAUUCCACAGCCUACUGCUGUGCUAGCGGUUAUCAACUAUGGAAUACACUCACGUCUUUCCUCACGCCUUUCUAUGUCACCAGCCUCGCGACACCCUGUUACCAAUACGUUCAUGCCGGCUCGACCUCAAUCACAGUAUCAAUAUCGUCAUCCGGCACUGAGACAACAGAAAUCUUCACAGAAGGAUAUAUAGCUCAUGCAGCAUGGGACAUCUCCUGGGCGGCAUCGGACACGGCGAGCAUGUCCCCAGCAUUACCAUCGCUUGAUUCGGAGCAAUACAUUUCGACCUGGGUGCCGGGACAGAGCGUCACAGCUCCUCCAGAACCGAAGUCUCAGAAUGACCCGGCACUUACGACCUUGGGAUAUUUUCUCAUGGUGGGCCUUCCGCUUAUUGGCGUCGCGAUCAUUGCAUGUGCCGUUUGGUGUUGUUUCACGAUCCGGCGGGCGAGGCGUCGAGAGGCGCCCCAAUUGGAGCAGUGGCGAUUGGAGCAUCCGACUAGUAUAUUCAGAACUCCCUAG
This is a messenger RNA of Penicillium mononematosum, 858 nucleotides long. RefSeq lists its product as uncharacterized. The transcript has 2 exons. The record is from RefSeq and is a predicted model, not a curated record. Bases 1 to 858 code for a protein of 285 amino acids. NCBI's taxonomy places the organism in Eukaryota, Fungi, Ascomycota, Eurotiomycetes, Eurotiales, Aspergillaceae.